AUGUCCAUAGCUCUGAGGAAUGCGAAAAACACGAAGAAAUAUGAAAAGGAACAAGCAGUCGACAGUCUCAAGCUAAUGGAAGACAACCUUAUUCAGGAAACCUUACAGAGCCUUAGCAGAGAUGGCACUGUUCCUUGCAAGUGCCGUCACUCACCAGUGCCAGCUAAUGAAUAUGCAGUUGAGAUGCCAUGCCCGGGCCCCUUCAACGUCACGGGUAUGUACGGUUUCGUGGUGUCUCCAGGGUACCCAGGCAACUACGGACAUCACCGUGACUGCACGCUGGAUCUCUGGUCGACCCACGGCACACGAAUCGUCCUGACUUGGCUCGACUUCCACCUCGAGCCGUCAGAGGGUUGCAGAAAGGACAGCGUCACGAUCACUGAUUAUGACUCUUCGGGCAAACCUGUUGGGAAGAACACGACCUGUGGCUGUGGCAUAACGGACCGCACGCUGUUCACCUCCAACCACGUAAGCCUCCACUUUCGAAGCGACGCCCACGGGAACUUCUGCGGGUUCGAGUUCUUCUGGUAUAGCAUCUAUAAGGAGUGAAAGAUGACAACAAGGGAGAGUCCGAAGAAAGAAAAGGAGAAAAAAUAAAUAACAGAAUUAUGCAUAAAAGCAACCAGAAGAAAGAAAAUGAGGUAGACAGCAUGCGAGGAAAGAAGAAAAUCGCAUGCAUACG
Messenger RNA from Penaeus chinensis, 682 nucleotides. RefSeq names its product tumor necrosis factor-inducible gene 6 protein-like. The coding region runs from base 1 to 549 and encodes 182 amino acids. Lineage: Eukaryota; Metazoa; Arthropoda; Malacostraca; Decapoda; Penaeidae. The record is from RefSeq and is a predicted model, not a curated record. The transcript has 5 exons.